AUGUACGCGGUUAAUCGCAAACUUGGUCCGAAAUCGGUGAUGAUCUUUCACAUGCUCGUUGAACUGGCUGUUUUCCUGCUAAUUUUGCUCAUCUUUCUCGUGCCGUACGGCAUCUCAACUCAAGCAAUGCUCUUCCCUUACGUGACGGAGUUCAACGCAGAGAUGGUGAAGGCGGUGUUCUACUACCCCUACUACCGCCUUUAUGGGGAGCUGUUUUUGGAGGAGUCUGAGGCCACUGUGGUUGUAUCUGAUCCGUGUAAUACCGAGGUGUCUACGACGUCAGCGGAUUCAGAAAACAACGACUAUUAG
This is a messenger RNA of Mesocestoides corti, 309 nucleotides long. NCBI's taxonomy places the organism in Eukaryota, Metazoa, Platyhelminthes, Cestoda, Cyclophyllidea, Mesocestoididae. The record is from the annotation of a GenBank genome assembly.